Molecule: messenger RNA, 431 nt
Organism: Ooceraea biroi (clonal raider ant)
Lineage: Eukaryota; Metazoa; Arthropoda; Insecta; Hymenoptera; Formicidae
Gene: COX7C
Product: Cytochrome c oxidase subunit 7C
Biological process (GO): mitochondrial electron transport, cytochrome c to oxygen
Cellular component (GO): respiratory chain complex IV
Source: RefSeq, a predicted model, not a curated record
CGGGCCGCCAUUUUAUAUCGAGAGAGUUGCGUGAAACGUAGAAUACGGUGUCGCGUAUUUUUGUCAAUAAAAAUGGUUAAUCCGGCAAGUAUGUUCAGUCGCCAAGCGGUGAGGAGAUUUACGACGAGCUCGAUUCGCAGGAGCGAUCAUCACGAUCCUUACGAUGGCAUGCCUGGAUACAACUUCCCAUUUAGCACACAAAAUAGACACAGACUGCUAGCUCUAUUCAUGGUCUUCUGCGGAAGUGGAUUCUCCAUUCCCUUCUUGAUGGUCCGUCAUCAUUUAAAGAAAUAAAUUUCUAAUUAAUUGUCGCAGAUAUGUUGUGAUGCUAUAGUUUAGUGUACCAAUGCUGCGAGCAUCAUUCGACUAUGCGAUAAUCGUUAUUAGAAGCUGUAUGUGUUUAUAAUAAAGGUGAUUUAUUAACAUUUCAA